Molecule: messenger RNA, 418 nt
Organism: Dermacentor silvarum
Lineage: Eukaryota; Metazoa; Arthropoda; Arachnida; Ixodida; Ixodidae
Product: L-cystatin-like
Exons: 3
Coding region: 92-418 (108 amino acids)
Molecular function (GO): cysteine-type endopeptidase inhibitor activity
Source: RefSeq, a predicted model, not a curated record
UUGCAGUGGUGUACCUCAGUUCAUAACAUGUCUGCUGCUUUUACUGCUGACGUUCGAAGUGACAUCUUGUGUCGGUCUCAGGGAAGUACCGAUGCCGGGAGGGUGGAUGAAGCAGGACCCAAAUGCCACAACGUUUGUUGAAGCAGCACAGUUCGCCGAACGGAAGGUUGCGUUGAUAGGUGGUCCUCGAUACCGUGUGUCCCAGGUCCUCUCCGCGUGGACGCAGGUCGUGAAUGGCAUCAACUACAAAGUGCUUUACGUGAGGGUGCGAAAGUGCAGACCAGAUGAAGAUUUGACCAUCUGCGACGAGAAUGAGCCCCCGGAAAAUUGCCUGGCCAUUCUUUACGCAUCGCCAUACAACUCUGAAAGGGAUCUGAUUAAGCAUUCAUGUUUUCAGAUGGGCGGUGGCGGCCGCUAG